GCCGAGGGAGUUGGCACGAUGGUGCAACGGUCGAUAGGAGGGCCGGAUCUCGAGUCUCUCGAUCCAUUCCUUACCUUGGACGAGUUCCGGAUAAAAAACGGAUUUCCUGAUCAUCCUCACCGCGGGUUCGAAACUGUGACCCUGAUGUUGAAAGGACACUUUCAGCACGAGGACUUUGCAGGGCACAAGGGCAGGAUCGGGCCAGGGGAUGUGCAGUGGAUGACAGCCGGUCGUGGGAUCGUGCACGCAGAGAUGCCUCUAUUCCUUGGAGAGGAUGAAGAAGAGGAUGCGCAGGAUAUUUGGGGACUGCAGCUUUGGAUCAACUUGCCUAAGGAGCACAAGCUGUGCAAACCGCAGUACCAGGAGUUCAAGGACGAGCGCAUUCCACGCUGGAGCAAUCGGAAAGAUAACGACAUUGAGGUCAAAGUGAUCGCGGGAGAAUCGCAUGGGGUCAGGAGCAAGGUUUACACAAGGACACCAACGCAGUAUCUCGAGAUCAACAUGAAGCGGAAUCAGGUCUUGCGGGAGUGGAUCCCGGAAACCCAUGAAGGGUUUGUGUACGUGCUACAGGGUCGAGGGCGCUUUGGUGAGAAUGGGCCUGUCGAGGGACUGCCACAGCAACUGCUCAUCCUGGAAUCCACUUCCGCAUCCUCGGGAUCACCGAACAGCGAUGAGCCGCUGCACAUGGUGCUGGUUACGGGCGAACCAUGCCGUGAGCCGGUUUUCCGUCAGGGACCGUUUGUAAUGGCCUCAAAAGACGAGUUGGAGAGGACAUUUCGGGACUACGAAGAAAAGAAGCGUGGGUUCGAGCGAGCGCAGGGAUGGAAGUCCAGUAUUGGC
This is a messenger RNA of Gamsiella multidivaricata, 840 nucleotides long. Its product is annotated as RmlC-like cupin domain-containing protein. NCBI's taxonomy places the organism in Eukaryota, Fungi, Mortierellomycota, Mortierellomycetes, Mortierellales, Mortierellaceae. The annotation marks the transcript as partial. The record is from RefSeq and is a predicted model, not a curated record. The transcript is spliced from 5 exons.